AUGUCAACUGCCACUUCGAGCCGUGAACAGGAAUUGCUUGACCGUAUCGCAUCGUUAGGGGAAUCACUUAACAAGUCUGUCCAUGUGAAUAUUGAACACGCGACAUUCCAAGGCCUCAAAGAUUUUAUACGUGAAAUGUACCAGCCACUCGAAAAUGAUGGAGCGGUAUUAAACUUCAUUAAUGAUGGGGUAGAUAUUCACUAG
Funneliformis caledonium is the source of this 204-nucleotide messenger RNA. NCBI's taxonomy places the organism in Eukaryota, Fungi, Glomeromycota, Glomeromycetes, Glomerales, Glomeraceae. The record is from the annotation of a GenBank genome assembly.